Molecule: messenger RNA, 1402 nt
Organism: Phytophthora nicotianae INRA-310
Lineage: Eukaryota; Oomycota; Peronosporomycetes; Peronosporales; Peronosporaceae
Exons: 1
Coding region: 500-1243 (247 amino acids)
Source: RefSeq, a predicted model, not a curated record
UUUAAAGCGUUUCUUGCGUUCCCACUCGAGUCUCAAUCAUACGUGUAUUACAUUCAAGCGACACCUCCGCCGGCCCGCCAGGAAUAUUUGGAGAGAGUUGCCUAUCGCUGCUCGAAAUUGUGGCCAUUGGCAUGGAGGCGUGAAGGUGCGGGAUUUGCGUUUACGGCCUGCAGGCUGUCUGUAGUGGUCAUGAAGACAUCAAUUGGCGCCCCCCAGCAAAUUUCCGCAGCUUUCCACAGGCAGCAACGGAGGCUCCUGUGGAAGCCACAGUGGAUGCCUUCCAUUUUCCUAUGGGUGGAUUGGCCGCUGUGGAGUUUCCACUGGAGACGAUAAGCGAAACAACGGUUUCCCUCUGGUAAUUCAAAAAUCGACAACGAUAGAUUUCCACCCCGUCUUCGCUCGCGCAUGUCUCGCUCCCUCCUCUGUCCAGGAUCACUCCGCAAUUUGCGCCGCCUAAACCAAGAUCAGGUUGUAUUUAUCAUAGGCUAGAAAGCGAGUCAUGCGGCGACUGUCGUUAACGGCAAUGCCGUCGCGCCGACAAAAGCAGCAGCAGCGUACGAGCUUCAGCUCAGCUUGUGGCAAGUCCACGAGCAGUUUGCGCUCGACGAUCGGCAACUUCAGCAUGCUCUCGUCGUCUGCGGCCACAUCGGCGUCCUCGGAUUCGCUUACGUCGUUGUCGACUGCCUCCAGCUCGUAUGGCGGUCCCAUGGAGGACUACGACGACGUGGACGAGGAGAUCGAGAAUGAGGAGUGCUGUGAGCAAGGGUGGAUGUAUUGGAAACAGCGCGACGACUGUUGGCUCAAGAUGUAUGUUCGUCUUCGCAAUGAGUUGCUAUGGCUCUCGAAGGGCGCGGACGAUGUGGUGGCCGUCGUUCAGAUCGCAGUCGCGGGCGUGCGCGCCACCGACAUUGGCGGCAUCAUUGCACGCGGCCCCGCCGGUGAGAGCAUGGAGCUUUUCGCCUACGAGCGUGAUCGCACGCGGGACUGGAUAGACGCACUCUACGUCGCGGCUCAGCUUACUCAAUCUUACGAGCGCUCCGUGGCGGCUGAACCGGCGGAGACCGAGAUCUCACAUCAAGAGAUUAAGGAGGUGGAACAGGUGUACACAGGUACAUUGGUGAUCUACAACAAGGAGCAGAGGAAAGCCCCGUGGAAACAGUUUCUUUCUACCAAGCGACUGCGCGCUGCGUGCCGACGACGACUCGAGAAAUUCGUGGACCGCUUGGACACUUCCAAGCGGUAGAUUUUAACGUUCCGGGCCUGGAAAAAAAAGCAGCCCCGAGGAUGACCGUGGAAAGCGCCAAGAGGGUGGCGCAUGUAGCGAGCUCGACAGCUCGCACCCUAUUUAUCAUCAAUCCAAAAAAGUAAAACUUGUACUGUAACUGCACUGUUAUGCUGUCGU